Capsicum annuum is the source of this 900-nucleotide messenger RNA. RefSeq names its product 3-hydroxybutyryl-CoA dehydrogenase. Gene Ontology annotation, molecular function: oxidoreductase activity, acting on the CH-OH group of donors, NAD or NADP as acceptor; NAD+ binding. NCBI's taxonomy places the organism in Eukaryota, Viridiplantae, Streptophyta, Magnoliopsida, Solanales, Solanaceae. Gene Ontology annotation, biological process: fatty acid metabolic process. The record is from RefSeq and is a predicted model, not a curated record.
GCAACAAGUGUUGAUGCUGUAAAACGUUUGCACUGUUCAUCCAGUUUGGAAGAUUUACAUUCAGUUGAUCUUGUUGUCGAGGCUAUUGUGGAAUCUGAACAAGUGAAGAAAUCUUUAUUUGCUGACUUGGAUAAGAUUGUAAAGAGCUCUGCUAUUUUGGCUUCUAAUACAAGCUCUAUUUCCAUUACUCGUCUAGCAUCUGCAACGAGCCGACCCUCCCAGGUGAUCGGCAUGCACUUCAUGAAUCCUCCACCCAUUAUGAAGCUGGUUGAAAUUAUUCGGGGUGCAGAUACAUCAGAAGACACAUAUUGUGCGACUAAAUGCCUGGCGGAGAGGUUUGGUAAGACGGUUAUCUGUUCUCAGGAUUAUUCUGGCUUCAUAGUAAACCGAAUUCUGAUGCCUAUGAUCAAUGAAGCGUUUCAUACACUGUACACCGGAGUUGCAACAAAAGAAGAUAUCGAUACGGGAAUGAAACUGGGAACCAACCAUCCUAUGGGUCCUUUGGAACUUGCAGAUUUCAUUGGACUGGAUGUUUGUUUGUCAAUCAUGAAAGUUCUUCAGGCCGGUCUAAGGGACGAUAAAUAUGCCCCAUGCCCUCUCCUUGUACAGUAUGUUGAUGCUGGUAGGCUUGGUAAAAAGCGAGGCAUCGGCGUAUAUGAUUACCGUGAUGCUGCCGCGAAAACCGGAGGACCGCCUCGACUCUGAACUCCUUGCACUUGUGAAACAACUACAACCUGUUGCAUGCAACAGGCGCCCUCUUGCAAUACCCUCUUAUAAUCCUCAGGUAUCAAUAAAUGAGAGAGAGAAAAAACUGAUAGGGAUGUAUACAAUGACUCUACCAAUGUGAUUCCUUACUUAUGUAAUUGUUCUCAUCUUAUUGCAUAGCUUUUCUUGUGGCCA